GAGAUUUUGUUUAAAAUAUGGCGGCGUUUGCCAAACAUCUCUAGACACGAUUUAAAUGUCAGAAUUUGUGACUUUGUGAUGGAGUCAGUUAUAUCUUAAUUCAGUUCCAACUUAUGAAGGCCAGACAUGUCUAUGCUAAGCACAAGCAAGAAAAAAUCAAACAAAAAAGAUCAAGAUAACUUGGAUGAUCUUCUUGGAGAUCUUCUAGAAGCAGAUAAAACUCCUAAGAAGACGACAGGAAAGAAUCAAACUCAUGCAGCAUUCAGAAGCGGUGGAAAGGAUGAUGAUUUCUACAGCAGUUUGGCAGCUAUGGCAGAGAAUGGUGAAGAUUCAGAUGUGUCAGAGGCAGAUGUUAACACUUUGGCUAAAUCUAUUGCUGGUCUAGAUGACAUGGAUGCUGAUCUGUUUGGCAGUGGCCUGAAGAAAAGAGGCAGCCUUAAAAGCAGUGGCAGCAAACAGAACAGACAGGGAGGUAAUGUUCCCCUUUCACAAAGUACCCCACCACCUCUUGCUGCUACCAACAAUGGCUCACCACAAAGAGUAGCUUCUCCUAAUCAAGCUCUAAGUCCUCCAAACAGUGCUCGGGGAAUGGGGCUCAAAAAGAAGCCAGUCAAACCUUCAGCUACCACUCAGUCUCCACCACCACAUGUCCAAGCAGAGCACAAGCCCGGUACAGCACCAGGAAAAAUGUCUGAUAUCAGGGGAACUGGUGCAAAUCUAAAACCAGGCCAACCUAAGGAAGAACAGCGACCCAGCACAACCCCAAAAGCCAAACAGAAAUAUGAUUUUGGAGACUUUGAUGAGGAUGACCCACUAGCAGGUUUAUUGCUGGAUGAAGACAGUGUGUCAGAAGCAGCCAGAAAGCCCAUAGACAGCAGUGGUGCGAGGAAGAAGACUGUGGUUGGCCAGCAAGCGCCACAAGAGGAAGAGCCAAAAUCACUACAGCCACAAUCUCCUCGGAAGCCUAGUCUUCUCGAAAGACCUCCUACUCGUAGUGGCAGUGGAAAUUUAAAGUCCCCAGAUGCUCCUAAGACACAACCGUCUCCACCAGUUACCAAGCAUAAGGAAGAAAUGGUGUUCAGUGAUGACGAUCAAUUUUUGGAUGGAUUGGGGCUGGAUGUUGGUGAAUCAGUGCCUUCCACUGCCAGAUCCAGAUUGAGUCAGUCUGUAGAUGAAGAGAGCAGACCAGCUCGCUCCAUGCUGGACAGUCUUCUGGGUCGCGGAGAAAGUUCUGCUGCUAGUCAUCUAGAGACCAAAGAAAGACCAAAGCAGUUUGUACUGGAUAAGAAAUACACACAGUCAAAAGGAGAAAAAGCAGAGCAAGAUGAGGAUGACCUUCUUUUUGGCAACUACCAGCCCUCAGCUGCAUCUGGCUCUCGACCCAGCUCUAGGCGCUCUGUCAGGUUUCAGGAUGAUGAUGAUAUAUUUGGCAAAGACCCACCAAGUAGCAUUCAGCGGCAGCAUAGUGGAGGUCAUUUUCCAGGUGACAUGGGAUGGUUAGAGGAAUUAAGUAGGGAAGAAAAGUCAGCACAACCUUCUAGAGUUGUACCCCCAUCAACAUCCUCAACUGGCACACCUACAUCAGCAGCUGCAAAACCUUCACAAGCUCAGUCUUCAGGAACCAAAGCAGCUCAGAUAGUUUCUAAGACUCUUAGCAGUUUAUUAAAAGCUGAGGAGGCAGUGCCUCAAGCUUUUCCAACUGCUAAUGAGGAUCAUCCCAAACAGAAUGCAGAGCCACCUUCUGUAGAGCAGGUAACUGACAAAGGGUUGAAGAAACCAAAUCCAAAAGACUGGCUUGGGUUGGGGAGUUCAGAUUCAGACGAGGAGUAUUUCAAGCCAAAGCGAGUGCCUUCACGAUCACCAGGCAUUGUUCAGAUCCAACCUAAAAUACUGUCUCCCAGUCACAUCGCAAGAAAUGUUACAAAGCCUGAAGCCUUGGCACAGCCCAGAGAUGAUGAUGAUAAUGAUGAAGAAGACUCCUUAAUGGAACGAGUUCGAGCAAGACGUGAGCAAUCCAAAGCCAAUCAAGCCACACUCCCUUCAGCAGUUUCCUUGUAUGGUGCAGUGGACCCUAAGGCAUUGGCAAAGCCACCUGUGCAAGCAUCAGUAACUCAGACAAACUCAAAUGGCUUUCUUCCAGGUGUAGGAGAAUCUUACGAUGAAGUCUAUACAAGAGGGCCAUCUGCAUUAGUUUCUCUGCCUGAUGCAGAUUUAAUGCCAGCCACCACCAUUGGCACAGCUCCCCUUUAUUUGUCUGCACCUGCCAGUUUAGAAUUAAAUGAAAAUGAUGCUUCAUCAAAACAACAGCAACACCAACAGCAACAAAAACUGUUACCAAACCAGAAACAACAAAUACAACUGACUUCACAUGUUUCGCCACCAUUACCACAGACAUUUAAAGCAGACAUACCUGGACGUAGCUACUUGCCUGUGAGUGGUCUUAACUUGGAUGCUCAAACUUUGCCCUCAAGUCUUCCCAGCACUGGUACUACCAAUGGCUGGCUGCCAAGCACCCUGGAAGAAGCUGCAGCAAGGAUCUGUAAACUUGAAAUAGAAAAACAAUACUUAGAUUCUACCCUGGAAAGUGCAAGACGCAGAUAUGAAGAGGAAGUAGUUGCCGUAGAAAAAUCAUACAAAAACAGAAUACAGAUUCUAGAGGAUGCCAACCAGAAAAUAGAAGCAAGACUUCGAGGGGAAAUAGAACAGCUCAUGGGACAGCACCUCAUACGUGUCAAGAAAAUGGAACAAGAAAAGGCUGACCUGGUAGCAGAAAAUUAUCGACGUCUUGAGGAACAGGAGCGAAACUCAGCACAAGAAACCGAAAAACUGAAAGAGAAACAUAGGCAGGUUCUGGCGAGCCUAAAACAAGAACAUGAGGAAACAAUUAAACUCCUGGCUGACGCAAAGAACAAAGAAAUUGAAAAAGUAGCAUCAGCCCAUGACACAUCCAGGAGCCUGUCAGUGGUUGUGGAGCAAAUUCAAAACAAUGCGAGGGAUCUGGGACAUCUGCAGCUGAAGAUGGACAGCUGGAGUCGAGCUGGGCUAGAUGAGCGAGAGAUUGGACUGCGUGCCAAAGAUGAGCAGCUAAAAAUCUUGCAAGAACGGCUUACCAAGCAAGAACAAGACAAUGAAAAAGAGAGGCGUCGUCUGGAAGACCUUAUAGCUCGUAUGGAGAUGCAAAAUCGUGAACAGCUGCGGCAGCUGGAGGAGGAACGUUGGAAGGUCAAGCAGGAACAGAGUCGGUUGGAAGCCCAGCAGACAGCGCUUGACAACGAUCGGCGGGCCUGGUCAGAGCAGCAGGCCAGGGAGCGCCUGACUUUAGAGAAGGCGAGGGAAAUCUUCCUGGAAGAACAGAGGUCUGGUUUGUCUCACUUGACUGAUGAACGACGCAGCCUAGCUGAGGAACGAAGUAAGCUUAACAUGGAGCAGAAGCUGUACCGAGAAAAACUCCAGCAAGAUGCCAUCCGUAAUGCUCAGGCAGAGACAGAGUAUCAAGUUUUGAUGAAAACAAUUGAAGAGGAGAGAAAGAGGGCUGCAGAAAGAAUGCGCAACCUUCAAAAAGAAGAAGAUCGUGUUCUUGCUGAGCGGGACAAUCUUAAUCAAAGCAUGGCAGGCUUGGAACAUGAAAAACGACAGCUAGAACAACUGGCUCUCAAUCUGAAACAGCGAUCAACAGAACUUGAGGCCAUGAGUGAAGAGGCAAAUUAUCGACACAUGGAAGGUGAGAAAGCUCUAGCUGAGGCACGGAAACUUCAUUCAGCAUACAGCCAACAGAAUCAUGAGGUUGAAGCACAGUUGUCUCGUGUCAAAGUCAUGGAAGAACACAUUACUCAGGAGAAGCUGAGAGUAGCUAAGGAGAAGAAGGAGCUGGAGAGCCUGAAGCAAGCAGUGCUGUGUGCCAGCUGCAGGAACAGCCUCCAAGCAAGCAGUGUUCCGGUUGCCAGAUACACAGGUGGAAAUGCUUUUAUAGGAAGUGCCUCAACAGACAACAUUCUGGCAGGGUUCACACCUUCUCAAGUGAUUGGGCAAGCAAAUUAUUUACCGUCACUUGCCAGGUCAAUGUUAGGAAUGAUGCCUCCACAGAUUGAGACUAUAGCUUCAUCCAUUGCUAAUGACAGGGCUGUUCGCUUGUGGAAAAUACAGGGUUUAAAGGAUCAAGAGUAUUUGGAAGAUGAGAGCUUGUUUCUAGAAGGACUUCGACAUUCUCCCUAUCACUCAGUAUCCAAAGCUUAGUUUUAUUUUAAUGCAGGAGCAUAGUAACCAGAUGGCAUGCUGCAUUGAUACUCAAGAUCUAAAAGACACCAUGAAAAACUGAUAUGUUAUGAGCAAACAAAUGUAGAGAUGACUUUUCAUAAUUCUUUGCUGACUUAUUUUGUGUUUCUCUGAGACUUUGAGGGACAAUUCGGUUGAAAUUCUUUUCAAUGCUGGUUUUAAUUCUUUUGCAGCAGUAUUUUAGUUAGAUCAUACUCAUCAUAGCUUCUAUAAAGCAGUUGUUUUCUUUUUAACAAUAACCACAUGAAUCAGGAUAUUAACAUCUGUAGUUUUAGGAAUAUGGGCUUCUUCCUGUUAAGCAAUGACAGCUGGCUUGGAAAUCCCAAAAUUUAUCUGCAUAAUUAUUUUGAUCUUACAUCUAUUUUCAUAUGGUUUACCUUUAUUGACUUGCUGAUAGUCUUACUUUGAUGGGAGAAUCAAAUGCAGGAUGGCAUUAAAAAGAGAAUGAGGUGAAAAAUUAACCUGGGGCCAUUGUUAGGAAGCAUGAAUAAGACAUUUCCCCAGGGCAAAAGGGGGGGGGGCUCAAGGAAAAGUGGUUAUAAAAUGGGAUCCAGACCCCAUGGACACUACCAUGUUUCAGAGCACCUUUGCCAUUGCUUUAUAACUAUGGCUUCAGGGGUAAAACAUCUUUGGGAUCUGGACACUGCUUUAUAAUUUUGGAGAGGAGUUCUUGUCCUUGAGUUCCACAUGUUGCAAAUAUGUACCCUGAUUUUAUCACUAUGUCUUGCUUCUAUUGCUACAAUAUUUUUAUCACAAGGUCCAUUAUCAUAACAGUGUACAAAUAUCCUUUCCUCAUUCUCUACCCCAACCACCACCAAUUCUGCCACCAUCCAAAAUGUUAAUGCAUUAUCUUCACUGCCUCACACACUCCUACUUGCAUACAAUGAAUUACAAAAACAAGACCUUGACAAGCUCUUGCAGACAAAGAAGGAAAGUGAAGGCGGUUGACGUUUGACAGCAGUCAGAAUGGUGGAAGUCAGGUGAAAGUACACUGUUAAAGAUGAAAGAAGACAAUGAUGACACAGCUCGUACACCAGAUGGUAGAAACAUAAUUUUGUUAUUUGUAGGUGGUUGUCCACAGCUCAACACGGACAUAAUCCAGCUACCUCUCUGUGAUUUUUUUUAAAAAUGACAUCCAAAUGAUGUUAGCACUCAAAAGACACGAAACAUUAACAUUAACGAAACAAUACAAGACUUACCACAGCUCAUCACAAUGUAAACACAUAUUUUCUCUUAGCAUAAAUUGUGAAAGUUUUUCAUCUCUUCAAUAUAAUAUUAGGCACAUAAUGCUAUUGUGCAUUUUCACAUCACAAAUGAUCAAAGCUGCUAAUUCAUUCCAAGUACUUCAUUACUGUGGGACUUCUCGACAGAGCUUAUUAAGGAGCAAGGUGGUAGUCAGCUAUCUAUGAAAUGUGUGUAUAGACAUUAUAGCCAAGGUGUUAGUGGUCACGCUGUAAUUAAACAGUAGUCAUGUGUACUCCCCAUUCCAGUACGGUAGAUAUCUUUACUGUAUGAUGAGUAGUUCUUGAAACCAUGGUUUUCAUUUUCAAGGUCACAUUAAAUUGCAUGCCAAACAAAGGAUUCAUAUUAAAAGUGCUUUAGCAUGGAUAAUUUCUGAAGUUCUUUAUGAAAAUCUGCAUUCAUAAUAAACUGCACAGCAUGCUUUCUUAUUGACAAA
This is a messenger RNA of Pomacea canaliculata, 5950 nucleotides long. Its product is annotated as fas-binding factor 1-like. The record is from RefSeq and is a predicted model, not a curated record. Gene Ontology annotation, cellular component: centriole; ciliary transition fiber; ciliary basal body. Lineage: Eukaryota; Metazoa; Mollusca; Gastropoda; Architaenioglossa; Ampullariidae. Gene Ontology annotation, biological process: establishment of epithelial cell polarity; cilium assembly.